Molecule: messenger RNA, 566 nt
Organism: Notodromas monacha
Lineage: Eukaryota; Metazoa; Arthropoda; Ostracoda; Podocopida; Cyprididae
Source: the annotation of a GenBank genome assembly
GAUUUGAUUUCCUAAUUCCCAGAAUGAUGGCAGAGGUCGUUCCUGGCUGUAAAACAGAAUCAUCGAAAGAAAUAACGUGUUUCUUGAUGGACGAGAAAGGAUACGUUGUGUCUCACCCGAGUCUCUUCUUGCCCAAGUCUCCGCUCGCAACUGCGGCCAGAGGCGGAAGAUUACCCGGAGACUUCUUCUUCCCUGGGAUGCACAAGAAGUUGGCAUCUUCAUCGAGUUUUCGAUUGAAGAGGAAACGGGAUACGGAACGACUUCACGUGGCGGAUGUGGAGCCAGUUUUGGCCAAUGACUUAUUGCAUCAGGAUGGGAUUGUGGAGAAGCUGUUGUGUGAUCAACCGGCUGACGGAACUUCUCAGCGGUUCUGGAAAUUCCGAAGAAGCGUGAGCUCAGUUCUGAAAAGCAGGAUCCACGGCGAAAUGUGCGGGGCUUAUUCUCUUGUUUCUGUUCCGGAAACAAACUUGUUUCUCACGGUCAUCAACGUCACAGCAUGUGUGAAGAAUUCUGGUUUUGCCACAGUUUUUUGUCCCUGCAGCACGGUAAGCACUUUCGUAGGCGAU